Molecule: messenger RNA, 6291 nt
Organism: Saccostrea echinata
Lineage: Eukaryota; Metazoa; Mollusca; Bivalvia; Ostreida; Ostreidae
Product: neuroglian-like
Exons: 24
Coding region: 235-4038 (1267 amino acids)
Biological process (GO): cell-cell adhesion
Cellular component (GO): cell-cell junction
Molecular function (GO): cell adhesion molecule binding
Source: RefSeq, a predicted model, not a curated record
CAAUAUUUUAUUAUCAUGAUAUCAAUUGUUUCCAGAAAUCGAUAGCGUUUUCUUGGUACUAAUGGUAGUCCCAGCAUUUUUGAAAAGCAAGCUUAUUCAUCGGUCAUUAUCAUGAUCUUGAUGUCCGCUGCUAUAUUACAUCUCUAUCAAGGAUAGUUUCCAGGUUGCCAUGACAACAUAAUAAGCCUUAAAAUUUAUUUGCAAAGUCAACAAAGAAAUUGGAAAUAGUGUGCCAUGGCCAUUCUCCAACUUGUGUUCUUUUUUAUACUCUAUGUAGGAAAGUCUCUUCAAGGAAGAAUAGUGCCUUCUCCUCCAAGCAUUACAGCAGGUCCUAAACCUUACCCUAUGAGAAGUUGGAACCCAGAACUUGGAGAUCGAGUAUAUGUGUACCUACCAAAAGAAAAGAAUACACGUUUACAAUGUGUUGCUAGUGGAAAUACUCCAAAAUUAAGAUAUGACUGGAUUAAAGAUGGAAAAUUGAUAGAUUUUAAUUCAGAUGAAGUUAGAUAUAAAAACAAUACUUUACGGAUUUAUAAAGAACAUGGACUUGGUACUUUAAACAUUCAUCAUGUUCAGGAGAGUGAUUAUGGGAUAUACCAAUGCAGAGCAGGCAGUGCUAGCAGCCAAGCUCUGUCACUGAGCAAAAAGGUUGAACUAAUAGAGGCAGAUAUCUCAUCUUUUCAAAAUAAUAAUGACCGACCUCCAAAGGUUGUGCUUCUCGGACAGUAUGUAAUGCUGACAUGUGACCCACCUUACUCCAAUCCAAAAGCUAUUCUGAAGUGGACUACAGAUGACACAUUGAAGGAAAUGUCAUUGAAUGACAGAAUUGUCAUGGAUUAUGAAGGCAAUUUGCACUUCACAAAUAUAGCCAAAGAAGAUGGGGGAAAGAUGUACUCCUGUUUUGCUUCUCUAAGUUUCAUUGGAUUCUAUAGUAAAGGACCAUUUACAAGCUUAACUGUAAAAGGUGACAAGCCAGCUAAUCAACCAGCAAAGAUACAAUGGAGAUCUGCAAAAGAUGUCAUUGGUGUGAAAGGAGAGCCUGUUAAAUUUAUGUGUAUAUUUAGUGGACAUCCAGUACCUAAAAUUUUGUGGCACAAGGAAGGGAGACCAUCAACGAUGCUCUCAGAAGGACAUGAACUUGUUAUCAACUCUGUGCAGUUUAAUGACAAAGGCAUUUAUGUUUGCUCUGGAAAAAAUCCUGUUACAGAUAAACCACAAAAUGUGACAUUUACUCUGAAUGUACAAGCAAAACCUAGCUGGAAAAUUCCACCAGUUGAUACACGAGUUAGUGUUGGUGAAUCAGCCUCUAUAAAUUGUGAAGCAGAAGGCAUCCCUUCACCAAAUGUGGAGUGGUUUAUUGAUGGAAAACCAUUUAAAGAAAUUCCUGGCAAACGACAACUCCAAGAUAAUAUUCUACAUGUCAGUAGCCUCACUAAAAAGGAGUCUAUGGUUGUUCAGUGCAAUGCUACCAAUACUCAUGGAUCUCUGUUUUCUGAUGUUUACAUCAACGUUUUAGCUUUGCCUCCAGAGAUUACCAAUUGGACGAAAUUGGUCAGAGUUGCUGCUGGGAAUGAUGCAGUUUUAACAUGUGAACACAAUGGGUAUCCGACACCAACUCUUCAGUGGAAACGAGGUCCACAACUUUUAAAUGGAGACAGAUACAACUUUACACAAAAUUCAAUAACAAUUUUUAAUGUCAGUAAACAUGAUCAAGGCAUAGUCCAAUGUAUUUCCAAAAAUACAGAGGGCAAAAUGGAAGAGGAAAUAAGACUUAUUGUCAGGGACAAAACCAAUAUAAUAGAUUGGAUCAAUGAAAAAACUGUUGAUGAAGGCACAGAUGUCAUGUUUUCUUGUCUUGCUAUGUCGGAUCCAAAAGAAAACAUUAAAUACACAUGGAGAAAGAAUGGUAAACACAUGCAAGACAUCAGCGUCCAACAAUUGAGUUGUGAAAAAAACUGCACAGUACUAAAAAUUCCAAAAGCCAGAAGCACACACUCAGGAAACUACACGUGUAUUGCCAGUAAUGAAAUUGAUGAAGAUCAAAAAACUGUUGAGUUGAAGGUGAAAGCACCUCCUUAUCCUCCUGGUGAAGUAAGGAUCACAAGUUGUGGAGACUGGAAGUUAGGACUAAAGUGGACUGCCGGGUUUAACAAUUUCCUUCCUAUUAUUAAUUAUACUAUUGAAUACAGUACACCUUUUCACUCAGAUGAGUGGAUCUUUCUGUAUCAAACUUCAGAUAACAGAACACAAAUUAAUGGUUUACCUCUUUCUGCUGGUGUAGAGUACAAGUUCAGAAUUAAAGCAUUAAAUGUAAAGGGAUUUAGUAUUGCAUCAAAACCAACAAUCCUGUGUAAAACAGAUGCAAAGAAACCAGCCAGACACCCAGAUGGCGUGAAGAUAAAGAAUUCCAAAGAAGGAUAUCUGUUUAUAGAAUGGAAGGCGAUGGAUCCAAUGGAUUUCAAUGGAGAGAACUUUUCAUACAAAAUAUUUGUGAGGAAACUGAAUACAAAAGAUGACAAAAUCAGUCCAUAUGUUGUGGCUGGGGAUAAGAAUUCAAAGCUGAUUAAAACAAAUGACACUUACCAAAUGUAUGGAGUAAAAGUAGCAGCUUGGAACAUAAAAGGCACACCUCUACCAAGGCCAGUGGAAAUCUUUGGGUAUUCAGGAAUGGGUGUACCAACCAUUAGGCCAAAGAAUUUUGCAUUAGAUGAAAACUCUACCUUUACACAUGAAACAGCUACAUUUGUUUGGGAUGCAGUUCCGUCUAACUCUACCGAGUUGAAAGGAAAGUUUGAUGGAUAUGUUAUUCGUUAUUGGAAAAAAACAAGUCCUGGAAUUCUAAAGAGAAUAGAAAUACCUGCUAGAGUUCUGAGUGUUGUUGAUACAAAUAUGAUUGAAACCCAAAGGAUACGGGAAACAAUACAUAAUCUUCCAGCUUUCUCAGAACUUCAACUUGAUGUAUUGGUGAAGAAUACCCUGUUUGAGUCAAAGCCAAGUGAUUUAAUUGAUCUUGUCACUCCAGAAGGAGUACCAUCAGAAGUUGAAAAACUUAGAGCAGAAAAGAGAGGUGAAAACUUCUUGGAACUAGGUUGGUUUAUGCCUAAAAGAGUAAAUGGAAAACUAAAGGAGUUUAAAAUUAAGUAUCAAAAAGUUACUGGUGGGAUGAUUGAAAAGGAUGUUGAAGAAAUGAAAAAUAUUGACUCGAAUGUUGCGGCAAUGGAAAUGAUUAAACACAGAAUUGAAGGAUUGGAACCAAACACACUUUACAGAGUAGUUGUUUUUGCCACAACAAGAGUUGGAGCUGGAAGAAAAACGUUUCUAGAUGUUAUGACAGCAGACAGAGCACCCCUCAGUCGUCCAAUUGUGUAUGUAGACCAACUUCCAGAGAAAAAUGGUUUUAACAUAUCAUGGAAUUCUGUCAGUCCAGUCAACACUGUCAAUAUGAAAAUAUCAGGAGGAGCCUACAAUGUGGUUAAAAAAAGCAAUAGUUCCCAGAACUGGGUGCUUGUGACCGAAGGUUUAGAAGUAGGAAGAACUUACAUAAUCACAGUUACAGCAGAAGAUAACUCGAGAAAAGCUACCAGUGAAGAAAUAAAAGUCAUUUUUUCAAGCAUCACGCGUAACCGUAGAGGAGAUGCAAUAUUCCAGGCAACUUGGUUUAUAAUUGUUAUGGUGGCCAUAGCCAUUUUGAUUUUAGUAAUCAUCAUUGUGUGUUUACUGUUAAAAAGAAACAGAGGAGACAAAUAUAAUGUACAAGAGAGAGAAAAUUUACAUGGUAUCAAAAAUGAAGAAAUGAAGAAACCUAUACCAAAAGGAGGCUUUGAUGAAAACUCAGAAAAGCAGCCAUUGGCAGAAAACUCAUUUGAUGACAUGGAGAAAAGAGCCAUGGGAAGUGAUAAAGACAGCUUGGAGGAAUAUGGAGAUGUUGAUCCCUCUAAAUUUAAUGAAGAUGGCUCAUUUAUUGGUCAAUAUGGGAAUCAACAAGCCACAACACCUUCUGAAGCUGCAGUCACUUCUGCUAUGCAUAAUUUAAUAUAAAAUUUCAUUCAUAACUCUCUGCUGCACACAAACAGUCAAAUAAUAGUAUUCAUUUAAUUUGCAGAAUAUUCCCCAUAAAUGUAUACUCAUCAGAAAACUGUAAAUGUUUAUAAUAAUGUGUGUCGUAAAUUAAGCAAAGGAUGACUGCACUUAGGGACAUGCGAAAAUUGCGACAAAAUAAACUUUCUGUAGUUCUGUAGUUCAAUUAUUCACUCAAAACCAUGUAAAUAUAUGGUACAUGAGGACAAUGAAAAAUAUUUACAGCAUAUAAAAAUUCAGGUCAGAUGUACAAGUAUAUGAUAUACGUAUUCAGGAAAUGAAAGUGAACGAGGACCAAAAAAAAGAAGAAAAAAGAUAAAUACAUGUACAUAUAAUAGAUAUAAUAAUGGUAUAAAUGAGGGGAAAAAUCAUGAAGGACAGACUAAAUCAUAUAUUUUUAAUAUAAAUGUACAGAGUUUUUUCAGUGUCUUAGCAUCUUGUUUUGUCAACAAUUGAGAACAUUUAAGUAUAUUUGGUCAAGUAGUGUUCAUUAAUAUACUUUUUCCUAAUGUUUGACAAUGCAGUGCAUUCAAGUAUAAAAUGGAAUUCAUCAGCAACGUGUUUGGUUUUACAAAGUGUACAUAAUCUUUCAUUUAAUGGUAUACCUGCCCAUCUUCCCAGCUCAACUGGUAGACGGUGAUUAGAAUUUUACAAGUAUUUUUCUAAACUCUCAUGGCAAAAUACAUAAAUACUUCUCACAUUCAAGAUUUAUUUUAAAAAGUUUAUACACAACAUCCUUGGAUGAACUAUUAAUGUCAGCAUGCCAUUUUUUUGUAUAAAUUGAUCCUGUAAUCGUUGCUUUACAACAGUGGUAACCCAAUCUUGAUUAAGACUUAUACAAAACUGUCCAUUCCAAAUAUUAGAUAGUCCGCAAGAAUCGAAAAUACGAUGCACACAAUCAUUCCAUGGAUUCUUACCAAAUUCAGAUUGUGAAUUAGAGAUUAAAUUUUUAUAUAAAAUACAUGAAGUUUUGUUUCCGGGGCUGUUAAUUAAUUUACACCAGUAAGAAACAAUCCUGGAAUAAACCAGAACAGAUAAUGGAAAGCGUCCCCUUUCACCAUAAACCAUAAAAUUUGGAGUACUACUUUUCAAGUAGAGUAUAUGUUUCAAAAAUUUUAAAUGAACACGUUCAAUAAAUAAUGUCUAGGUUUUCAAAACCCCAGAUUUCACAACGCAUUUUCGAUUUUCAAAACGCAUUUUUCUUUUAAUUGCAGGAAUCGUCAACAUCUAAUCUACAACUUUACGUAAUCACAUUAAAUAAAAGUAUGUAUUUACGAAGUACGAGGCUGUUUUCAAAGGCGGUGGUCAUCACAAUUUCUUGAAUCUCCGUACGAUAAUGAGGACGCCAACUUUUCCACUGACUUUAUACAUAAACAGCGCAUUUUUGUCUAUUGUUCUCCGUUUAACAGUAGUUGUUUAUAUGCAUUUAUAAUGUUUUGUCUAAAGGAGAUUAAUAGACACACAUGCGCUCAUGUUUAAAAGAGAAAAAAUUGCUUCCUACAUUUGCUCUCUCUGUCGUAACCAAGGGCUGUGGCAUGUUGAAUAUUAUAAUUCACUACUUGAUUUCUUACGUCAGGUAACUCUGUGAAUACUAAAUUCCGUCACGUUACUUGUAAGGUAGCAUGUUUUGUGCUAACUAGAACAAUGUGUUCGAACACGUUGAAUUGUCAGGCAUCGAUUCAAAAUAUUCUUUACUUACAUGGACGUGGUCAUAUUGUUAAUUUCGUUUUGAAACCAUUGUAAGUAAUGUACUUGUGUCAUACAGAAUAAAGGGGGAGAUGGAAAAGAGUAAUCUAGCUCGUAUUUUAUACAUGUCAUUGUUAUUUAUCUAGUCUAAUUUUAGAACCAUUCUUAUAAUGUAAGCUCCACCUCUCAUGCAUACCUAAUGUUUAAUCAAGGGCAGGUAUAAGUGUUAAUUCUCUAUACAUGUAUUUGGAAAUAGUAAGGUCGAAAACAUGGAAUUAUUUUAUUGUAUUGACAGUCUAAAAUCAUUUUAACAUUUAAAAAUUUGGUGCCAAAUUGACAGAAUUCUUUGGUAAAUAUACAAAAUUGAAAUAAGGUUAAGAUAUAAAGGCAACAGAAGCGAUGGAAAAAGACCCAAAACCCAGCGUUAAGUGCAGUUAUCCUUUGUUGCAAAAAAUCAUAUGCGUCAGGGUUACUUCCACCUAGAUAAUGUAUUGUUGAUGCUGAAUAAAAUAUUUACAAAGAUGUUGA